Molecule: messenger RNA, 1227 nt
Organism: Strongyloides ratti
Lineage: Eukaryota; Metazoa; Nematoda; Chromadorea; Rhabditida; Strongyloididae
Product: Zinc finger, CCCH-type domain-containing protein
Exons: 2
Coding region: 1-1227 (408 amino acids)
Biological process (GO): negative regulation of DNA-templated transcription
Cellular component (GO): nucleus
Molecular function (GO): metal ion binding; RNA binding
Source: RefSeq, a predicted model, not a curated record
AUGGUAUUGGAAGAAGAAAAAAAAAGUUUAAAGGUUGAGUGUGAGAACAUUGAUGUUGAAAAAAAAAAUGUUGAUGUUGAAGAGGGGGAAUUGACGGAUGAAGAAGAAACACCUUAUGAAAGAAUAUUAAAGGAGGUAAAGGAUUUAAAAAAGAAAGAUUUAAAUAUAUGGAAUGAUAUAGCAAAAAAUUAUAGUGUUCCAUAUCAAAAUAGUUGUUGUAAAUAUUCAGAAAAAGAUAUUCCAGAAAUUGAUCCAUAUGGUGAAGAGGUACAGUAUAAUUGUACUGAUACAAAUAAUUUAGUUUUUAAUGAUUUGACAAUUGACGAAAUUGAUUUAAUAUUUCAAAGAAGAGCUAAAUUAAUGGAAAAUUCUUAUAGUCCAAUGGAACAAUUUAAAAGACCUAGAAUGUGUAAAUAUUUUAGAGAUGGAUUUUGUAGAGAUGGAGAAAAAUGUUUUUUUUCUCAUUUAUUAGAAGAUUCAAAUAGAAAAACAAGAUUAUGUAAAUUUUAUGAAUAUACAAGUUGUAAUCAAAGUAGCACAUGUAGUUAUUGGCAUGGAGAAUUUCCUUGCUACAAGUUUCAUAUUCUUAAAAAUUGUAUGAAAGACAAAUUUUGCAAGUAUUCACAUGAACCAUUGUCACCUUAUGCUAAAGAAGUUUUGGAAGAGUAUGAAAAAGAAAGAUUUGGUUACAAAGAUAUUGAUAAAAAAAAAGAAAAUAUAAAACUUGAUACUGUUAAUUUUGAUAAUCCUCAAAUGGAUAUUGAUUUUAGAAUUUGGAUUCCCAAAUUAGAGUUAUCUGUUGAUCAAAUUAAAGAAUUAAUUAAAGAUGAAAAAAACCAAAGUGGCAAUUUUGAUAAUUUUAAUGAAACAUUAACAGAAAUAGAUGACUCCUUUAACAUUAGAAAUAUAUUUAAUUCAAUGAAAGUAGAAUCUCAUUUAAUGGGGAAAAAAGAUUCUUUAAAUUGGGUAUCUGCCAUAAAACAUGAUUUAUCUUUUGAAAAAAAUAAAAGAAGUUCAUCUCGGGGACGAUUUAAAAAUGAAUAUUCAAAAAAUUCUAAAAGAUCAUAUGAAGACACAUUUUUAGAAGAACCUUUUAAGAAACCUAAAUCUUUACCAUUUAAUCUACAAUCAUCUUGUGAUAAGAGAAAAUCUUCAAAGUCAUAUGAUCGUAAAAAAGUAAAUCACUACAAAAACAAUAGAAAUAAUUUUGGAUUUAAUUAUCAAUAA